Molecule: messenger RNA, 600 nt
Organism: Scheffersomyces coipomensis
Lineage: Eukaryota; Fungi; Ascomycota; Pichiomycetes; Serinales; Debaryomycetaceae
Exons: 1
Coding region: 54-461 (135 amino acids)
Biological process (GO): protein retention in ER lumen; endoplasmic reticulum to Golgi vesicle-mediated transport
Cellular component (GO): cis-Golgi network; membrane; endoplasmic reticulum
Molecular function (GO): ER lumen protein retrieval receptor activity
Source: RefSeq, a predicted model, not a curated record
AUUCCGUUUUAAAGGUCUUUUUUAUUGGUUCAUCCGUAUAUACCGUCUAUGUCAUGACUAAUAAGUAUAAAAAGAAUAUAAAAGAAGAUAUUGAUACUUUCCCAAUAAGGUAUUUAGUUGGAGGUUCAAUUUUAUUAGGAUUAAUCUUUACCAGAAAAUAUGGUAUUUUAGAAAUAUUAUGGACUUUUUCAUUAUGGUUAGAAGCCGUGGCUAUCUUACCUCAAUUAUAUAUCUUACAAAGAACAGGUGAAGCAGAAAAUAUCACCAGUCAUUAUAUAUUUGCUUUGGGUCUUUAUCGUGCAUUAUACAUUCCAAAUUGGAUUUAUAGAUAUUUUGCUGAAGAACAUUUUGAUUAUAUUUCUGUACUUGCUGGAUUAGUUCAAACUGCUAUUUAUUCUGAUUUCUUUUACAUUUACUAUACCAAAGUGAUGAAGGGUAAGAAAUUUGAAUUACCAGUUUAAAUGAAGAAGAAAUAAUAGUGAAGAUAAAGAAUGGGAGACAGAAGAAAGAUCUAUCUCUUACAGAUUGAUAAUGAAAACUCUUUAUCUCAUUCUUUCAUAUUAUAUUUAUAUAUAUUAUACUAUACAAUACAUAGGAUUA